GUCGGAUAAUCGAUUUAUUCUUCAUGCACUCGCCGUUUGCUCGCAUGGCAUGGCGUCCAAUUCAACAACCAGUCGUCACACUCAGACACACACACACAGCAGACACGGACGCGGACAGGUCGCACACACACCGAUAAACGCGCGGCUGCCUUAUCUUAUCAUCGACUCGGUCUGUCCUUUACUCUCUGUGACAUCCACACAUCCACACAUCCAUCUGUGUACCCCCAGGGCCUUCUUACACACACACACACACACACACACACAGGUAAAAGCACUCACUCAGUGCACUCGGAGAAGGGCAGUCAGUGAGAUUUGUGACCCCAGACCAAACACCAUCCACCGCACACGACCGACAGGCGACGCUGAGAGCUUGUUGGAACCCUCAGCAGCGACCUGACCGCAGUCCACGGCAAAGGUGAAUGAUCUGUCUGUCUCACGCGACGCGAACACGCCACCACGAGUCGCGUGCUGUGUGUUGAGAUGUCCUGGCUGUUGCUGGGAAGUGUCUGUGUGGGUGUGGGUCGAUCUGUGCACCGCCUGCUGCUGCUCGUGGCGGCUUGGCGAUUACCAAGACACCACUUGCAACAGCAAGAGGGGGUCCAUCGACCCCACACACCACACAUCCAUUCGGCCAAAUAUCAGUGCUAGUCUCGGCGAAAAGAGCCCUGCCUGUCGCAUCGAUCGCAUCCACCGGCGACACAACGUGCGAUUCUUGCCUGCCUGAGAGAGCAUCACAUAGGGAGGGCCAACAGGGCCGUCCGGUCACUUGGGGGGUAAAAAGGCAGAGACGAUACACCGACGCAUCGCGAUAUACGCCACAUCACGCCACCCACGCCACGCGAGGCCACGCACACAGAAAUAACAGGUAAAUAAAAAUGAGGGUCACAGAAAGACACACAGGCAGGCAGGCAGGCAGGCAGGCAGGCCGGUGAAAGGUGUGCUGUGGUGGCUGCGUCGCGUGUGUGGGUGUGGUGUUUCGUUCUCUCUCUUUAUGCGAUGUGUGUGUGCACGCUUGAAAAAUAAUACUGAUGUGGUGCGAUCGAUAGACGAUAGAUAUGGACUCAUACAGUAAGUGAACCACCCAGACCAUCCAUCCAUCCAUCCCCCCCGUGUGUGUGCUCACACGUGGAUUCACACCGCCCCCCUCCGCUCCCCUCCCCCUCCCCCCGCCCCACAACCAAGACCCACUCACUACGGAUGGGAUGGCGACAGAUGGACAGAAACAGGUGGACAUGUUGUCAGUUGGUGGCAAGAAAGUCUCUCCACACCCAGAGAGGCUGUAGGUGGGUGGCAAGACAGACAGACAGGCGGACAGGCGGACAGCUAGGUAUACCAAUCCCCUCCCUCCCUCCCUCCCCCACCCCACUCACACCCCGCCAGGCACGCAAUGCGACUAGAUGAACUGUAGUGUAGUGUAGUGUAGUGAAGCUCACGCAGCCAUUGAUUGAAGGAUGACAUCGUUCUCUCCUCUCUCCUCCUCUCUCCUUCUCAAUCUCUUCUCUCAUCCAUCUCGUCCGCCUAUCUAUUCACACACUCUGUCUUCUCUACCCACCCCCUUCCACCCCCAACCAACACACACACACACACUCAGUGGAUGAAGGAGACCAUGAAUGCGAUGCUGCGAAACCUCACCCAACACCCCACCCAACGCCUUCUUCAUCUCUGUCUUCAUUUCGUUGUCAGGCCACAACCCACCACCCCACCCAGCAGCCACAAAAAUAGCCAGUCUGUGUGUGUGUGUGCGUCGGGGUGUCUCUGGCGGUCGGUCGGUCGGUCUGUCAGUCAGCGGCCGGCCACAAUCCCCCCCUCUCAGCCCAAUUGCAGUCUGCAGAGAGGGGGCAGGCCUGGCGCGCACACACGCACACACACGCACACACGACUGGCCACUCACACACCCACACACCCACCCCCAAACACACACGUAAGCACGAAAGACGUGUAGACGGAUGGAUGGAUCGAAUUACGCAUUACUGGUUGGUACACACACACACACAUCCAGCCUCCACCCAUCGGCUGCAUUUUCGUCAGUCACAAAUUGGUUGGUCGUUCCAUUUGUCUGUCUUGUCUGUCUGUCUGUGCGGGUCUCUUAAGAGACACAGAGGAGAUAAAAAGGGCUGCGUUGAACCACACACACACACAGAGAGGGAGGGAGGGAGGGAGAGAGAGAGGCUAGGCUAGGCUAGGAGUAAAAAGGGGUCUGGUGAGGCUCCGGCCAGCCAGACACCAGCUCACUACACAACACACCAUACCAUCCACACACCACACCACACCACACCACACAAGGCAGCUAGCUCAACACAGCCCAAUCCAUCCAUCCAUCCAUCAGUAAGCGCAUGUACGUUGCUGUACAACGCACCCACCCACACCCAUGGCCCAUUGCGCAUUAUACCCAUUAGACCCAUUCCCCAUAACACAUCCGCCCGUCCCUCAGCCCAGCUCAUCAGACGAGGUCAUCGCUCUCCUCCUCGCUCAUCUCGUCCAGCGCCGUAAACAUUAUCGGCACGCUCGGACCCUCCGCAAAUAUCCCAGCCGGCAGCAUCACGCCGCCAGCACCAGCCCCCUUGCCACCCCCAGUCCCACUGCUACUGCUGCUGUUGCUGUUGUUGUUGCUCACCUCGCUGGACUCAGACACACCAUUGCCCCCAUGGCCGUUGCUGCUGCUGUUGCUGCUGCUGGUGGUGGUCGCUGUGGUGCGGUGGUCCCACGACGGUGGGCUCAUAAGGCCGGCAGUCGGGGUCGAGCAGGUCGUGGUCGGUGUCCACUGCCCACCACCACCAGAAGGGCUGCUGCGGCAAGCAGGCGGCGGCCGCGACCGCACGUGUGGGUGCGCAUGGGAGUGGGCGUGUGCGCGUGGCGACGCAGCCACACAAUGGUGACGGCGAAGUGACGCAAAUGGGGUGCUGGGUGGAGGAGGGGGCGGCAGGAACACCUCUUCCCUCCCCACAACAACAGCAGGGGCAGCGGCAUCAUCUCCUCUCUCUCUCUCCUUUGCGGCAGCACCAGACGCAGUGGGUGUGGGGGUCGGCUGCUCGCUGCCGCUCACAUCGCCCCAGUGACAUCGCGCCGGGGUCGGUGUGAGGGAGAGAGACAGCGGCGUGUCCGGGGGCGUGCUCGUGCUGGGGCUGCCGUCGCUCGCCACCAAGCUGCCGAUAGACGAUGACGCCGACGAGUGGGCUGAGGGGGAGGUGGGGAGGGAGAGCCGCAGCUUGAGCUUGGUGGCGAGCCUCCUGGGGGCGGGUGGCGACUGCAGUGACGCAAUCGACGCUGUCGGCGAAGCUGCGGCUGCGAGGGGGGGAGGGGAGGGGGCGUGCGGCAGGCUUAUGCUGAGAGUCAUCACAGGCGAGGCGUCUUCGCCAGCACCCCUCGGCUGACUCUCAACUCUCUGCAGACAGACAAGAGACGCAGACACACGGAGAGAGAGAGAGAGAGACCGUGUGAAUGCUCUGCUCUCUAUCUCUCUCUCUCGCUCUCCCUCGCACCUGCUGUCCGUGGGAUCGUCUGGGAGUCGGGCCAUGCACCGUGGGCGUGCUCGUGGGUGAGAGGAACCCCACCCCCCGGUAGUAUCUCUGCUGCCACUGCGCGAAUCCCCGGCCGCUCGACUCGCUCCCCCUCUCCAGAGGCACUCCAAGCGACCGGCCACACGGGGUCGGCGUCGACACUGAUAUGGGCGGCACGCUCACGCCCACACUGCGACGGACUGAGGGCGUGGUUGACGGCAGCAGGGGAGUGGUGUCCAUCUCGAUCUCGCCGCUCACGCGGUCGACAAUCCACUCACGGGGCGGCAGAGGGAUGGAGAGGCCCACCGAAGGCGACUGCUGCUGCUGCUCCUGCUGGGGCUGUGGCUGCUGCCGCCGCUGUGCUUCUUGCUUCUCGCUCCUGGAUGCGGGCGACGAAUCGGUGGCAGCAGCUGCUGCCAUGGCCACUGAUAAGGGCGAGGAUACCGGUGGCGGUGUGAGGGUGGGUACGGUGGGCGGGAUGGUGUGGUGGAUGAAGGGGUGCUGCAGGGCCUCUGCGGCCGUCAGCCGCUUCUGCGGAUCGGGGUUCAGCAGGUGCUGCAGCAGGUCCGUCAGGUGAGCUGACAGGGGGGCGGGAGAGGGAGAAGGGGAGGGGGAGGGGGAGGACGGAUCGCCCUUGCGGAUCGCACUGAUGAGCGAGCGAAUGCCACGAGUCAGGAAGUACCUGGACACACACACACACAUCAACCAGAGAGAGCGACGGAUGGUACUAAACAGACGUGGUGUGGUGAGAGUGGAGGGGAUGGGAGGUGUGCAGACCCGACGUACCGGUAUGCUCUGUCAGAGCAAGCGGCAAAUCGCCACGGGAGGCGCCCGACGGCGAGACCGAACCCCACCACCCCACACGCAAACACGUCCACAGGCGGACCUUCAUAGUGGCUCAGGUAGCAGCCACCGCCACCAUGGACACCACCAUCAGCGCCACCACCAGCACCAGCACCGCAAUCAGACUCCCUGCCCCUCGCGGCAGCCGCCCAUCUCGCAGCCGUCACCUCCGGCGCCCGGUAGCUCGGCUUGCCCACCUUGUCGGCAAAGGUGCGCUCGGCCCGGCCCUCCUCGCCCCACCGCCACUCAGCUUGGCCAAAGUCGAUGAGCCGCAGGUUGCCGUCCCGGUGCAGGACGACGUUCUCGAGCGAGAUGUCCCUGUGUGUGACGCCGAGGGCGUGCAAUGACGACACGGCCGAGAGGAUGUUGCGCAGGUAGGCCCGGCAGAGGCUCUCUGGGAGGGCUCGCUCGUGUGGGCUGCUCCUGCUGCUGCUGGUACUGGUGGGUGAUGGUGUGGAGGGGGAGGGGGAGGGCGCUGGAGAGGGUGUUGGAGAGGGGAUGGCGCUGGACUUGGUGGCGGUGGUAGAGGUCAGGACCUGCAGCAACUCGCCCUCGUGGCAGUAGUCGGUGACGAUGACAACGUCCUGACACGUGAUACAGGGAGAGACAUGUCGUCAUGCCAGCCAUGUGUAACAGCGAAUCGAAUGCCACACCCGUGCCAUCCCCACCGCCCACCCACGCCACGCACCUGCUGGUCGAUGGCCACAUCCAUGAUAUCCACCACCCCGUGUGUCUCGCCGCCGCCCUCCUGCAGCUGCACGUCCAUCAGAUACCGCGAGAUCCACGCCUCCUGCGGCACCGACGACCAAUCCGCAAAACUAGCGGCAGACACGGGCAUCUUCAGCCGCUUGAUCACAUGCAGCUCGUCGGUGAGGCGGUGCCGGGCGAGACACACCGAGGGACCCCUCUCCCUGUCUGAGAGGGUCCGCACAAGGCCGUAGUCGGCUGAGCUGAAGGUGGGGAGGGAGAGAGGAGGCGCUCCCACGCCUCCCUCUGUGUCGAGAUCGUUAUAGACCACCAUGCUGCUGUUCUCGUGUUGCUCUUGUCGUCGGAUGAUGCCGUGUCAUCCUUCCUCGGUUGUCGCGUCUUCCGUCGAGAGAUCAGAUCAGAUCACGUCACGCUGUGUCGAGAGAUCUUCGGGAGAUCAACCGGUGUAGACCAAAACAAGCGCACAGACAGACUGGGAGAGACCCAAAAGUCGGGAAGAGUCC
This is a messenger RNA of Vitrella brassicaformis, 5551 nucleotides long. The record is from the annotation of a GenBank genome assembly. Lineage: Eukaryota; Vitrellaceae.